Molecule: messenger RNA, 2577 nt
Organism: Colletotrichum siamense
Lineage: Eukaryota; Fungi; Ascomycota; Sordariomycetes; Glomerellales; Glomerellaceae
Gene: Mutanase-2
Product: Mutanase
Exons: 2
Coding region: 1-2577 (858 amino acids)
Biological process (GO): mating projection tip cell wall disassembly
Molecular function (GO): glucan endo-1,3-alpha-glucosidase activity
Source: RefSeq, a predicted model, not a curated record
AUGGUUGGAAACACGGAACACUAUGGCGAUGCAGACUUCUCGAGAGAGAUCUCACUGGCCCAGCAAGCCCACAUCGACGCUUUUGCUCUGAACUUCGCGUACGGAGAAAAGACAAACGACCUGUCGCUCCCCGUCAUCUUCAACGUAGCCAACCGCCUCGGCUUCAAGCUCUUUUUUUCUUUCGACUAUGCCGGCAACGGCAGCUGGCCCCAAUCCGAUGUCAUCCAGCUCAUCGAGCGGUAUGCGUCAGAGCCUUCCUACUUUAGACACGAGGGCACCAAGCCCCUUGUGUCGACAUUCGAAGGGCCUAAGGCGGCUGACGACUGGAACCUGAUCAAGGAGCGAACGGGCUGCUUCUUCAUGCCAUCGUGGUCCUCCCUGGGGGCUAAGAAAGCAUUACGCCCCGGCGUUGCCGACGGUCUAUUCAGCUGGGCGGGGUGGCCGGAGGGUGCCAACUCCAUGGACACCGUUAUUGACCAGUCUUAUCGCGAGUUCCUCGACGGGAAGCCGUACAUGAUGCCUGUCAGCCCGUGGUUUUACACCAAUCUUCCCGGAUACAACAAGAACUGGCUUUGGCGCGGCGACAACCUCUGGUAUGAGCGAUGGGUCACAGUUUUCGACUUGCAACCCGAGUAUGUCCAGAUCAUCUCGUGGAACGACUUCGGCGAGUCGCAUUACAUUGGACCCUUGAACGACAAGGCCUAUGUUGCCUUUGAUGUGGGCAGGGCGCCGUUCAACUACGUCAAGAACAUGCCUCACGACGGAUGGCGGCUCUUCCUGCCAUAUCUCAUCGACAUGUAUAAGAGCGACAUUGCCACCAUCACCGAAGAGGGGGUCGUUGGCUGGUACAGACGGACGCCGGGAUCCGCCUGCGCAGCUGGCGGCACCGUGGGCAACACCGCGGCUCAGCUGCAGCUGGAGAUGCCCGCCUCGAUGUUGGCGCAGGACAUGGUCUUCGUGUCCGCGCUGCUAACCAAGAACGCGCUCUUGACCGUCACUAUCGGUGGCAAGCUAUCCACGGCGUCAUGGAGCGUCAUUCCACCCGACGGCAUCGGCCUAUACCAUGCCGCCGUCCCUUUCAAUGGGAGGACCGGAGACGUCAACAUCCGACUUCUCAGGGACGGCAACGCUGCCUUGGAGUUCACUGGUGCAUCCAUCACCGGAAGCUGUCCCGAGGGCAUUCAGAACUGGAACGCCUGGGUGGGCAGCGCGUCCAAAUCCACAACGCCCACGGUGCCGACUAAGCGUGUCUCCGAGCUCCAAUGCCAGAAGGGGUGGUCCAAGGACGCACACAACCUCAUGUGCAGCUACACCUGCCGGCACGGAUACUGUCCUCCCGGCCCUUGCACAUGCAGCUGGCUCGGCACAGCGGCGAAGUUCGAAAACCCGCCCGUUGGUCUCAUUGGGUUGCCCGGGCCCGGCAUGCUGUGCGACUACCUGGGUCUCUGCAGCUUUGCCUGCGACAACGGCUUCUGCCCUGCUCCCUACUGCUUCCCGGAUCCUAGCCUGGAGGGGAAGUGCGUGAUACCCGUCGACCCUCCUGAGAUUGAGGAGGACGAUGAUGACGACGACGACGAGUACGACAAUGACGACCUCAUCUGGAUCGACCCAAAGAUCUGGGACAUGGACCAGCCCCGGGUGACUUGUAAACCGCCAUGCACCCUAGUCUUGCCUCCGUGGACUAAGCUGCCCAAAACCACAAUCAGCUAUCCGGUCGAAACCCGCUCUGACAAGACCAUCACACACCCUCCUCUGACUACCAGCGAAUACGAGCUCUCGACGGUCAUAGUGAAGCCCGAAACGACCUUCCCCGUCACGAUCAAGCCAGAAAUUAGCAGCACCAAGACAUGGAAACCCGUCACAUACACCGAGAACGGCACGCCGCGGACAUUCAGACCGACAGAUCCGUACCCGCCACCCCCGGGCCCGACCCCGCCACCACCCCCCCCGUUCAAGCUUCCUGACCCGGUGGUGAUCGAGAGCGGUCCUCCCGGCCCUCUCGUCAGCCAAUGCGCCUUCCCGGCCCUCGGCUGCCCGCCGCCUUUAUUGGACGAGGACGAUUCUGACGGGGAUAGCGAGUAUGAUCCCCAAGACGGGGACGACGACGGAAGCGAGGAAGAGGGCAGCUGUGAGCUGCUGCCUGGCACCGGAAGCGGAGACGGCGGCGGCGGUGGGAACGGCGGCAGCGGCGGAGGCAGCGGCACCACUCCCCUAGAGUCCCCGAGACCCUCUGAGAACAAGAAGCACUGCUAUGGAAGUGGCCAGGUCGUCGGGCGGGACGCGCUGGCUUCUGCUGCUGACUACUUCUGCACCAAGGUGACGGAGGAGUACAAGAACCCCCUCGGGGGCGGCUCCCUCAUUGAGUACGGAAUUCUCUUCAGGGCCAUCAUUAGUUUCAAAGUAGAUGUGUCGGUCGAAGUGAAGAACGGUUGCAGUUGGAGGCCGAAUAAGGAGGAGUGCAUCAGGUACACGAAUGUGCCUCUGGACAGCUGCGACUGCAGUGGCACGGCUUUCAAGUAUGGCGGAUGGGUGGAAAACAACUGCGUCAAGUUCAGGGUCGACCCUAAUUGGACUUAG